AAGUCCAGACUGAUGAGGUCUGCCGUCAGUGCGUCACAAAUACCAACCUUUUUGGCAAAACCAGUAACCCAUCUUCCAUCAGAAUCUCUAAGAACUGCUGGUCAUGGACAACCCUUCGCAGCGCCGUCGGCGUUGAGCUUAUGCAACUUUACGGGUGGCGGGCUUCAAGCUAUAAGACCCAGAGCCAUGGCGGUGUCCACUCCCAAUGCGCCUCCCCACCUGAACCGCUUUGCCGACGUGGCCAACAAAGUUGCUGAUGCUGCCGGAGAGGUCAUCCGUCAGUAUUUCAGGAGUAAAUUCGACAUUAUUCAGAAAGACGACCUCAGUCCAGUAACAAUUGCAGAUCAAUCCGCCGAGGAGGCCAUGGUUUCCAUCAUAUUAGACAAUUUCCCUUCUCAUGCCAUUUAUGGAGAGGAAAAGGGGUGGAGAUGUAAACAAGACACUGCUGACUAUGUCUGGGUCCUGGAUCCUAUUGAUGGCACAAAGAGCUUCAUCACUGGAAAACCCCUUUUUGGAACUCUGAUUGCUCUUCUGCACAACAGUACACCAAUCCUUGGCAUCAUUGAUCAACCUGUCUUGGGAGAAAGAUGGGUCGGGAUGACCGGAGAGACGACUACACUCAACAGAAAACAUGUAUCCACACGUGCUUGCUCCAACCUCUCUCAAGCAUACCUGUAUACCACAAGCCCUCAUCUCUUCAAUGGAGAUGCAGAGGAUGCAUUCAUCCGUGUUAGGGACAAGGUUAAGAUUCCGUUAUAUGGUUGUGACUGCUAUGCAUAUGCUCUUUUGUCUUCUGGCUUUGUGAAUCUUGUUGUUGAGUCCGGUCUCAAGCCAUACGAUUUUCUUGCAUUGAUACCUGUUAUUGAAGGAGCUGGAGGUGUCAUAACUGAUUGGAAAGGACAAAAACUUCAUUGGGAAGCUUCUCCGCUUUCAAUUGCAACUGGUUUUAAUGUUGUGGCGGCUGGUGACAAACACAUCCAUCAACAGACAAUAGAUUCAUUGCAGUGGAAGUGACAACGGGGAUUCUUCAGAAUUCAGUUGUUGUGAUAUCGGUUUCCACCAAAAUUUAACUAAUAAGUAGUUCAAAAGCACUUACUCUAAUAUCUCUUGCCCAAGUAUACAAUGGGCCGAUUAUUAAGCCCGAUUAAUAUUAAUAGAAAGAAUUAAUCCAUUAAUAACCCUAAUUCUAUUAUGGCUGUUCAGAUUAACAUACCACCCAAUUUUUCAUAUUUUCACUUUUUCCCUAAAUCACCCAACCCUUAUUUUUGCUGUCCCCCCCCCCCUCCCCCAACACCCAAACCCUCCCAAUCUUUACACACACCCGUUACGGCGCAGAAGCCUGAGAACCUCUCAAGUUGCAACCGAGGAAGGUCACUCCUGAACGCAAUACUCUUCAUCGUUGGCAUCAAGGAUGGCGGCCUCUCUCUGCUGAACAUCCGGCCGUCUCUGCAACCGAGUCACAGGGCGCGACGCCGCCGACUAGGAACGCAACCAAGGAGCCCUCACCGACGAACCGAGUUGCAGCAAAAUUCUCCUCACGUGGGCGCUUUCCUCUCCAUAGCAGCGGUGCAGCCGACCCGAGAAAACAGCCGUCUGAUGGUCAACAGUUCACCGGAAACACAAUAAAUAUCAUCUCUGAAAGAAUCCUAACCAUCCAAUUUUUUCAGGCAAUUGGAUGGUCAUUUUUCAUAAUGGAGAUUGCUAUUUUGAUUUGAUUGUAGUGACAGCACCUUUUUAAAAGAGAACCUAUUGAGUGAGUAUUUAUUCACGGUGAUCAUACAUUCUCCUACAGUCCAAGCUAUAAAUCAGAUGGGUAAAAAGGAAGUGAGAUCACCAUUCUCGGCUCCGAGCACGAGGACGUUGAAAUAGCGUACAGAAGGAUUGCCAAAAGGGAGAAAGUUCAAAAGAAAAAAAACUUAGCAUACUUAAGAUAACGUACUUGAUAAGAUUUGAAUAUUUACCUUAUAUACUAGUUAGAGUCUUUGGAAUUUAUUUAUGACACAUUGGGAUGACAUUUUUGUGGUGGAUCCCUUUUUUUUUUAGAACUUAUGUGAAUCUGUUGGUGUAAAAGAAUUCAAGCAUGACACUGACGAGUGAGUCGAAAAUGACCAUCUAUUUUUCUUACGAAAGUAACCAUCUAGAUACAUGGUGAACCGAACAUCCAGUAUACUAUUUCUUAAUACAGGGAUAUCUCUUUUGUAUUUCAAGCUGACAUUACUUGAAUCUGAUAAGUGUUGACUUCAUUAUCACUGUUCUUGAACCAAUAUACUAUAAUUUGU
Arachis stenosperma is the source of this 2279-nucleotide messenger RNA. RefSeq names its product bifunctional phosphatase IMPL2, chloroplastic-like. NCBI's taxonomy places the organism in Eukaryota, Viridiplantae, Streptophyta, Magnoliopsida, Fabales, Fabaceae. Gene Ontology annotation, biological process: L-histidine biosynthetic process. Gene Ontology annotation, molecular function: histidinol-phosphatase activity. The record is from RefSeq and is a predicted model, not a curated record. The transcript is spliced from 11 exons. The coding region runs from base 13 to 1014 and encodes 333 amino acids.